AUGAAUACAUAUCCACAAUCGUAUAAUUUCUAUGCAUCAUCACCAUCAUUACCAUGUUUGUACACUGAUUUCAAUACACCUGCAUCAUCGUAUUGUACAUGUUGUUGUUCAUCAACUCCAUAUUAUCCUCAACAAAUAUCACCAACAUUCAUAUUUUCCCCACCGACUUCUCCUUUCACUCCUCAACAUUCUCAGAUUCAAACUGAACAAUCAUCUUCAAAAAUUACACGAUUACAAUAUACAAAUAAAGAUCGUUAUAUACUCAAUGAAUUAUUCAAACGAACACCUUAUCCAAAUGCUAUACAACGUGAUUUAAUUGCUCAAAAACUUGGUAUAACACAAGAACAAAUACGUAUAUGGUUUCAAAAUCGUCGUCGUUUACAAACACAACGUGAUACUGGUGAACGAUUAGCAACAGCUAAUGAAAUGGCAGCUCUACAACAAGGAAAAACAUGUGUAAAUUCAAAUGAAUUAAAGACAUUACUUAAUGAAGUAGCUCAAUAUAAAGAUGCACCACCACGACUUCGACUUAAUGAAUCGUCCUAA
This is a messenger RNA of Rotaria sp. Silwood1, 546 nucleotides long. The record is from the annotation of a GenBank genome assembly. NCBI's taxonomy places the organism in Eukaryota, Metazoa, Rotifera, Eurotatoria, Philodinida, Philodinidae.